This is a messenger RNA of Antechinus flavipes (yellow-footed antechinus), 1681 nucleotides long. It is a transcript of the gene RHBDD3, whose product is annotated as rhomboid domain containing 3. Lineage: Eukaryota; Metazoa; Chordata; Mammalia; Dasyuromorphia; Dasyuridae. Gene Ontology annotation, cellular component: membrane. Gene Ontology annotation, molecular function: protein binding; serine-type endopeptidase activity. The record is from RefSeq and is a predicted model, not a curated record. Bases 319 to 1512 code for a protein of 397 amino acids. The transcript has 6 exons.
CCUUUCUCCUCUUUGCUCUUCUCUCCCCCCUCCCUUCCGCCUCCCCUCCCCCGCCUCCUCUCUGCAGACUCUGCACUUUGCAGACACUCCCUGAGGAACCGGGCCGCCGCCGCUGCGGCCUCCGCCGCCCUUUGCAGACGCUCCCCGGCGAGCCCGGAGCCGAGCCCGUGGCCUCCCGCCCCCCCCCCCCCGCCGGGCUGCCGGGCGGCAUGGCAAGAUGGCCGCAGCCAGCCCCGGGAUCUGCUGGGCUCUGAACUUGCAGACUAGGGGGCCCCGCCAGCGCUCCCCGCACCCAGCCGGGGUCCGGCCCCGGGCGCCAUGGCCCCCGGCCGAGAACGGAGGGUCCCCGUGAUCCAGAUGGUCCGAGGGCUGCCUCUGGCCUCUUCUCUCCUGCUGCUGCUGCUCUGCUGUCUGUGGGUGCUGGGGGCUGGCCCGAGCCUGGCCCUGGACCUAGACCUGCUGCUCGGACACUGGCAGGUGUACCGGCUGCUGACCUUCCCGCUGGGCCACACGGCCCUCCCGGCCUUGCUGCUGAGUUUGCUCCUCUUCCCCACCUUGGGCUGGUACCAGGAGAGCCAGCUGGGCACCGUGCGCUACAUCCACGCCUCGGCCCUGGGCGCGCUGGCCACCGGGCUGCUCUACCUGCUCCUGGCCGGCCUCGGGGUGCCCGGCUCGGGGAGUAGGGGCUGCGGCUACACGCCCAUCCACCUGGCUCUGCUGGCGGCCCAGCACCGGAGCCGCACCCGGCUCCCUGGGGGGGUGGUCCCGCCCCUGCUGCUGCUGGCUCUGAUGCACCUGGUGAGCUCCGAGCCCCCCUUCGUCCUCCAGCUCUGCGGCCUGCUCACGGGCCUGGCCUACUCUGCUGGACUCUUCCGCCGACUGGAGCUGUCCGAGCGCCGGCUCCAAACCCUGCAGAAGGCCAGUGUCUGCCGGGCGCUGGAGGGGAGCUGCCUGCUGUGCUUCAUCCCGGCCCCGGGCAGCCUGCUGGAGCUGCCCAUGGUCCACCCUGCCGGCCUGAGACAUUCGGAUCCUGGACCUCUGGGGAACUGGGUGCCGGGACUCUGGCCCUCCCCCCCAGACUCGGCCCCCCUCUCUCCGGGCCUGGGCACGGGGCCCUCCCUGUUUGGGGGCCCCAUCUUUGAAGGAUCCCCGUCCUGGGACGCUCCCAGCCUGCCUCUGGAGAGCCCGCUCUGGAGCCGGGGGGAUCCGGGCAACGACGAGCUGCUGCAGGCCGCCAUCCAGGCCUCCCUGCAGGACGAGCCCCCGAGGGCCGCGGAGGAGCUGAGGCUGUCCAAGUCCUCCGUGUCCUCCCUCAGGCUGCAGCAGCUGGAGCGCAUGGGGUUCUCCAUGGAGCAGGCGGUGGUGGCGCUGGCGGCCACGGGGCGCGUGGAAGGGGCCGUCUCGCUGCUGGUGGAGGGGCAGGUGGGCGACGCGGCCCAGGUGACCCCAGCGGGCAGGAGCGAGGCUCCCAGGGAGGCCCCUGCCCAGAAACCUGAGCCUGCCAGGCCCUAAGGGGGGCCCCGGAGGCUGCGCGGGACUGAGGAGCGAGCACCGUGUGAGCGAGCGUGUGAGCGUGUGUGAGAGUGUGAGCGAGCCGGCGGAAGCUGCUCCCGGAGGCCGGCCGCAUCAGCUCCCCCUCCCACGUCCCCCUCCUGAAUAAAUCCACUUCAUCUUGAAAGAA